Molecule: messenger RNA, 2841 nt
Organism: Australozyma saopauloensis
Lineage: Eukaryota; Fungi; Ascomycota; Pichiomycetes; Serinales; Metschnikowiaceae
Gene: MIS11
Product: trifunctional formate-tetrahydrofolate ligase/methenyltetrahydrofolate cyclohydrolase/methylenetetrahydrofolate dehydrogenase
Exons: 1
Coding region: 1-2841 (946 amino acids)
Biological process (GO): tetrahydrofolate interconversion
Cellular component (GO): cytosol
Molecular function (GO): formate-tetrahydrofolate ligase activity; methenyltetrahydrofolate cyclohydrolase activity; methylenetetrahydrofolate dehydrogenase (NADP+) activity
Source: RefSeq, a predicted model, not a curated record
AUGUCGGCCCAACUCAUCGACGGAAAGACCGUAGCUUUGCAGCUUAGGCAGAAAAUCCACCUGGAGAUUCAGCAGAUCCAGUCGAAGCAUGCUGACUUCAAGCCCAACUUGACUAUCAUCCAAGUUGGUGCUAGACCAGACUCUUCCACAUAUGUGAAGAUGAAGUUGAAGGCUGCUGAAGAAGCUGCCAUUGACUGUCACUUGAUCUCCUUGCCAGAAGAUGUCACCGAGUUCGAACUUUUGUCCGAGAUUGCUCGUUUAAACGCCGACAUCAAUGUGGACGGUAUUUUGGUGCAGCUCCCAAUCCCUGCUCACUUGGAUGAGACCAAGGUCACCAAUGCUGUCAUUGCAGACAAGGACGUAGAUGGAUUCGGUCCUCACAAUGUCGGAGAAUUGAGCAAAAAGGGCGGCGCUCCUCUCUUUUUGCCUUGCACUCCUAAGGGCAUAAUGCAGCUUUUGGAGGCAUCCAAUGUGGAGGUUGCCGGUAAGAACGCGGUAGUUAUGGGUCGCUCUGACAUUGUUGGCCGUCCAGUUGCCAACUUGUUGACUAAGGCCAAUGCCAAUGUCACCGUGUUGCACUCCAAGACUCCAGAGGAUGCCUUGAAGGGUCACUUAGCUAUUGCUGAUAUUGUUGUUGCUGCAAUUGGUGUUCCUAACUACGUUAAGGGUGAUUGGUUGAAGAAGGGCGCUGUUGUUAUCGAUGUUGGAGCUAACUUUGUCGAUGAUUCAUCGAAGAAAUCCGGAUCUAGAAUGGUUGGAGACGUUGACUUCGAGUCUGCUCUCCCAGUUGCUUCUUUGAUCACCCCUGUCCCAGGUGGAGUUGGCCCAAUGACUGUUGCCAACCUCUUGGACAACGUUGUCAUUGCUGCCAAGCGUCACUAUGACAAGAACAACCAGACCCCUCAGUUCACCAACCCCCUCAAAUUAAAGUUGGAGAAGCCCGUCCCUUCCGACUUUGAAAUCUCUAGAGCUCAACAGCCCAAGAGAAUCAACCAAGUUGCUGAAGAAGCUGGUAUUUUGGAUUCAGAGUUGGAACCUUUUGGAUUCUACAAAGCUAAGGUUUCCUUGGACAUUUUGAAGCGUUUGGAGAACAAGGUCAACGGUAAGUAUGUUUUGGUCACAGGAAUCACUCCUACCCCAUUGGGAGAGGGUAAGUCGACCACAACAGUGGGUUUGGCCCAAGCUCUUGGUGCUCACUUGGGUAAGAAUGUUUUUGCUAACGUUCGUCAACCUUCUAUGGGACCAACCUUUGGAAUCAAGGGUGGUGCAGCCGGUGGAGGUUACUCGCAAGUAAUUCCUAUGGAUGAGUUCAAUAUGCAUGUUACUGGUGACAUUCAUGCCAUCUCUAUGGCCAAUAACUUGUUGGCCGCUGCUAUUGACACAAGAAUUUUCCACGAGAACACUCAAAAGGACGCCGCCUUGUAUAAGCGUUUGGUGCCUGCCAAGAAGGGUGUGAGAACAUUCCCAAUCUCUUUCCAGAAGAGAUUGCAAAAGUUGGGCAUUAACAAGACCAACCCAGAUGACUUGACUCCUGAGGAGGUAUCUAAGUUUGUCAGAUUGGAUAUUGAUCCUGAAACUAUCACCUGGAGAAGAGUUGUCGACUGUAAUGACAGAUUUUUGAGAGGCAUUGAGAUUGGACAGGCCCCAACAGAGAAGGGAAUGACCAGAAAGACUGGUUUUGACAUUUCUGUUGCUUCCGAAUGUAUGGCUAUUUUGGCCUUGUGCACAUCUUUGACUGAUAUGAGAGAGAGAUUGGGUAACAUGGUUGUUGCUGCUUCAAGAUCUGGAGAGCCAGUCACUUGUGAGGAUAUCGGAUGUGCGGGUGCCUUGACCGCCUUGUUGAAGGAUGCUAUUAAACCAAACAUCAUGCAAACAUUGGAAGGAACCCCUGUCUUUGUCCAUGCCGGACCCUUCGCUAACAUUUCUAUUGGUGCCUCUUCCGUCUUAGCUGAUAAGAUGGCAUUGAAGUUAGCAGGUACCUCCCCUGACUUGACUGAAGAGGAAAGACAAAAGCAAGAAGGUUACGUCGUCACAGAAGCCGGUUUCGACUUCACCAUGGGUGGUGAGAGAUUCAUGAACAUCAAAUGUAGAGCCUCUGGUUUGGCACCCGAUGUUAUCGUCAUCGUUGCUACUGUGCGUGCUUUGAAGGUCCAUGGCGGUGGCCCUGAAGUGAAGGCUGGCGCACCAUUGGCUUCCGAAUACACUCAGGAGAACGUUGAAUUGUUGAGAGCUGGAUGUUCCAACCUUGGCAAGCAUAUUGCUAACGCUAAAGCAUAUGGUUUGCCUGUCGUGGUUGCUAUCAACAAGAUGUCCUCUGAUAGCGACAAAGAACACGAUGUGAUUCGUGAGGAGUCCUUGAAGGCUGGUGCCGUUGAUGCUAUUGUCUCCAACCAUUGGGAAGAGGGUGGACAAGGCGCCAUUGACUUGGCUAAGGGUGUCAUUGAAGCCUCGAACUCCAUCGACAAAGAAUUCAAAUUUUUGUAUGACACUGCUCCAAGUGUUGAAGAAAAGAUCAACAUCAUUGCCAAGGAAAUGUAUGGUGCUGGUGAGGUUGAAUUGUUGCCUGAGGCCCAAAAGAAGGUUGAGCUCUACACUAAGCAAGGAUUUGCCCACUUGCCUAUCUGUAUUGCUAAGACCCAGUACUCUUUGUCGCAUGACGCUGCUUUGAAGGGAGUUCCUAGUGGUUUCAAAUUCCCAAUUAGAGACAUCAGAGCUUCUGUUGGUGCUGGGUAUUUGUAUGCAUUAGCAGCUGAGAUUCAAACCAUCCCAGGUUUACCAACCCACUGUGGUUUCAUGAACGUCGAGGUUAACGAAGACGGAGAGAUUGAUGGUAUGUUCUAA